Sinocyclocheilus anshuiensis is the source of this 1367-nucleotide messenger RNA. RefSeq names its product endonuclease G, mitochondrial. The coding region runs from base 141 to 1061 and encodes 306 amino acids. Gene Ontology annotation, cellular component: nucleus; mitochondrial inner membrane. Gene Ontology annotation, biological process: apoptotic DNA fragmentation. The transcript has 3 exons. The record is from RefSeq and is a predicted model, not a curated record. Gene Ontology annotation, molecular function: metal ion binding; single-stranded DNA endonuclease activity; RNA endonuclease activity. NCBI's taxonomy places the organism in Eukaryota, Metazoa, Chordata, Actinopteri, Cypriniformes, Cyprinidae.
GUGAUGUCAUCAACAUGCGACUAAAUGUCCUGUGUGCUUGUUUAGCCGGUGGGACUGACUCACAUGGGUUAUGUAAAUACAGUGGGCAAAUAACUGCACUUUAUUCAUGUAAUUUAAUUAACUGUAUUUAUUAAGAGUGAAUGAUGCAUCGUGUUUUCUGCUCGCGGUGGGUUUUAUCCGGGCUGUCAGUGACAGCUGGCAUAUGCAUCGGUGCCACCUUGACAGCAACCGGUGAUCGCCUUAACAAAAACCUCGGCGGACUGCUGGACCGCAUCCCGGUCAUCCCGAUCCCGAGCGUCGACGCAGCGUCAGAGAUUAGCCCGUACCAGCCGGGACAGGUCGCUGUAAGCAGAUCCACAGCUGUGAUGAAGUACGGCUUCCCUUCCCUUUCCAGCAUCAAGAGCAGAGAGUCUUACGUGACCUCAUACGACCCCAGAAACAGGACCGCAGCCUGGGUCAUAGAGCAGCUCAACGCCGAGACAGUAACCGGGACUUCGGACAGAAAGUUCUGCGAUUUCAAAGAGGACGACUCGGUUCAUGUUUACCACAGAUCGAGCAAUGCGGAUUACAAGGGCAGUGGGUUUGACAGGGGUCACCUGGCCGCAGCAGCCAACCACAAAUGGAGUCAGAAAGCCAUGGAUGACACCUUCUACCUGAGCAAUGUGUCACCACAGAAUCCUCAUCUAAACCAGAACGCAUGGAAUAACUUGGAGAAAUAUUGUCGCUCACUCACCAAGCAUUACCAGAAUGUCUUUGUGUGCACUGGACCACUCUACUUACCCCGACAGGAACCUGAUGGGAAAAUGUAUGUGAAGUAUCAGGUUUUGGGAAAGAACCAUGUAGCCGUGCCGACUCACUUCUUUAAGGUGGUGAUUCUGGAAAAGCCAAGAGGAGACGUGGAGCUGCGGUCCUAUGUGAUGCCCAAUAUGCCGGUCGAUGAGAAGAUUCCACUGGAACGCUUCCUGGUUCCCAUCGAGAGCAUCGAGAGAGCGUCUGGACUGCUGUUCGUACCAAACAUCAUGAAGAGGACCAGCAGUCUGAAAGCCAUUACUGCAGGCUAGUGAGGAGUUUAGAGUGAUUACUGAGGGGGAAUGGAAAAUACCUCAAAAAGUUUCAUUAUUUCACUGUCAAGCAUUUAUAAAGUUAGCAGGGAAAUUAUUUAAUUUUCAAUAUAUGUGGAAAGACUACUGAGAGAGAUAUAUCAGUCACUGGCACAGGCUGACAGUCUAAUGCUGUAGCCUGUUGUUUAAUAGGGGAGAUUUUUGUAUCAUUACUGUUUUUAGAUGUCAGCCAAUAUGAUUUUUAACCAAGCCAAAACUCUGUGUGAACUUAGAUUUUAAUUUCAACUGUGAAAUGUCAUUUGUACU